Molecule: messenger RNA, 7792 nt
Organism: Monomorium pharaonis (pharaoh ant)
Lineage: Eukaryota; Metazoa; Arthropoda; Insecta; Hymenoptera; Formicidae
Gene: fid
Exons: 7
Coding region: 966-5183 (1405 amino acids)
Biological process (GO): tRNA wobble uridine modification
Cellular component (GO): cytoplasm; nucleus
Molecular function (GO): tRNA binding; S-adenosylmethionine-dependent methyltransferase activity
Source: RefSeq, a predicted model, not a curated record
UUGACACGAGGUAGUCAGACGUAACGCACGAGGCUCCCGCCGCACGUGCGAGCGGCAAACGUAUCUCUUUAUAUACUCGUUCGCUUCCAACUCCCUUUGACGUCUGCGAUGCGUCACGCGGCGCGCAAGAAUACUACAAAUGUGCAAUCGCAGAGACGUUCUCUAUUAUAAGUUGUUCGCUAUAUAGAUAUUGCGAGCCACACGUCUCUCGCGCAUCCACCUACGCUCGCCCGUCCACCCGCAGCUGGCAAGAGAAACGUAUCUCAUUACACCCACUCUCCCCUCUCUCCCCUCCGCCCUUUCCUCCCUCUUACGGUGGUAAUGCGUCACAGCGACGCCCGCGUCGCGUCGCGUCGCGUCGCGUUGCCUCGCUCGCGCGUGCUCCCUUCAACCCCCAGCGGAACCGCAGCCAUUGUCGGAGGGUCGGUCGGUCGGUCGCGGUCGGCUCGAUUCUUCGCGAAACGCGCGUCCACCGUGCGCGUAACACACCCUUCCGUCGCGCGAAUACCCCCGUGUGCGUGUUUGUGUGUUUGUGUGCGUGCGUGCGUGUAUGUGUGUGAAAACCGACAGCGAGCGCGAACGAGCGAGCGAGCGAAAAGGGAGGCAGAGGAAAGGGAGUGCGAAAAGGGAAAAAGGGCGCGCGAGGCGAUCAACGACGCGGGGCGAUGUGAGAGGAAUCCGUUCGGCGGCGCGAUGAGACGCGAACAUCCGCGCGACGCCGAUUUUGCGCGAGCACCACCAGUACCAGUCGACGCUGCCGUCGUCGUCGUCGCCGCCGCCGCCGCCGAUCCCGACCCCGUCAUCGACCUCGCCGCCGCCGUCGUUGUCGCUGCCACCGCGCUGCUGCACCCCAUUGUCGCCGAUACAACAGCGUAUCUCACCGCGAGCAUGAAGUUUCCGCCUCUCUCAUGACCCAGCAUCGUGAGCGCACAUGUGGACGAGGGUAAAUCACCUUAACGAGAGGGAUGUCUGAGAGCGACGGAGAGCAUGCAGCUCGCUCGGUGGCCUUAGAGCAAGCCUACGUCCACGAAGUAUACGAGCAAUGUGCCGAGAAGACUACGCAAAGUAAACACUGGCCACGAGUAUAUCAGUUUCUGCAAGAACUCGAACCGGGUGCCCUCGUCUGUGACAUCGGUUGCGGCAACGGAAAGUACCUCAGCGUAAAUCACAGCGUCUUCAAGAUAGGGGUGGACCGAUGCAAGCGUUUCACGGAUAUCGCGCGCGAGAAGGAAAACGAGGUUCUAAUCUGCGAUAAUUUGGCUCUACCAUUCCGAGAAGAAAGCUUCGAUGCGGUGCUGUCGAUCGCCGUGGUGCAUCACUUCGCCACCACGGAGAGGAGGGUACACGCGUUGAAGGAGUUGGCGCGGGUUCUUAGAAUCGGGGGUCGACUCGUUAUAUCCGUCUGGGCUAUGGAACAAAAGCAUAGAAAGUUUGAAUCGCAAGAUGUUUUAAUACCAUGGCCCAAAUCACAUUGCAUGAGCGCAGCAUCAGAUGGGACGAAUCAUUCGAGCGUGUCAGAGGGUAAUGAAAAACGAGAUGAUGAUGCUGUACAGAAAAAUCCGUCAUCCUCCAAGAGAAAUAGCCAACGAAAAUGUAAAAGCAAGAGUUAUUGGAUCGAUCCGAUAUUCAGCUUAUCGCCAUCCACCAGUAGCCUCUCUAGCCCGAAUGAGACCUGUUAUAGUUGUUUCCGGCGAGCGUUGCAGAAAUUAGCGAGGAGUAGACGCGGGGGUGGAGGUCGUGCAUGGUUUCCUGGAAGUUGGCAGAGCGGUAGUAAGAGCCGGCGGCACUACGAUCCUGAGGACGCGACCGACGUGGACGACCUGCCAAUCGAAUUGCGCCGCGUAGAGACCACACAUACGCUGACAAUGACGAACAAGCAUUCCGCGGACACGUUGAGCAUCAAAUCCAAAAGCUUGGGCGACAUCCUGGAGAUUGAACGGCUCGAUUUGGUGCGUUCCCGGUCCAGCAUCCCGGGCUUUUAUUCAACGUCCGAACUGAUCCUGGACGAGCGUUCGGUGUCGUCAUCGUCGAGCGGUUCAAAGCCGCGGCUGGUGAAGCAGAAGUCGUACGUAGAGGAAAUCGGUUUGGAGAAUCCCGAAGACACUGCCAUUGAAAACCUGAUCAAGGACCUCCCGGAUUUCUCUUGCCAGUCAUUGCGCAAACGUAGCGUACCGUUAAAGCAGAGCUCAAUGAACGAGGAAUUGAUGUCGGCGGAACGGCUGGAGGAGAAAGAACGAGUGCGCCGAAAUAUCAUGAAGCAGGCGUCGUUAAACGAGGAGCUCAUCUGCAAGUGGCGAACAUUCGAGGCGCUCAAGGAUUCGAUCAGUCCAGUGGGCGCCAGUCGGCGUUUCCAGCUGUUAAAGAACGGGCUCACCAGUAAAAUCAAGCGCUCCACAACGAAUAUCGAAAAGGUCUCUAGCAUGUCCAUUAAGAACGGUUUCGUUCGGAUGCUGCAGGGAUGGAAGUCCUGCGAGAACGAAUCGACGUCCGCCUCUACGGCGGAAGCGACAACGAAGCCGAAACCAACGGACAAUAAGGUACAACCGGUAACAAUGGUGAAACGUAGCAUCGAGGGUGUCGAACGUCGUCUCUCGCGCGAGGACGGCUCGGACUCGUCCAAGGACAGCAGUCUACAGAGCGACACUAGCGUAGACUCCGAAGACAGCUUCGCGUCUGUGAUUUACGUGCCGAAGCAGGAUGUCACUGUCGCGGCAUCGCCGGCGCCGUCGUCGGUCAAUGAGGUUCCUUCCGCGCCGCGACCGGCGGCAUUGCAGCUCGGCACGACUUCGGCACCGCCGUCGCCUCGUGUUAAGCAACCACUGGACAGUGGUCAGUCAUCUAGGUUCAAAGUGAUCAACGUGUCACCGUUGCUGAAGCAGCAAUCGACUAUUACGAAUACAAGUACAAGUACGAAUGCGAGUGUACAUCUUGACGAUGUGACGAAGCCUAAUGGACCGACCGUCGUCUGUAAGGAAGCGCCCGAUAAUAUUUUACAGGCACCGCCGUCAGAAGGAUUCCGUCUUGUAUCGGAACCGAUGCAGCCGGAUGUAGAGCCAGACACCACGUCGUUGAUACGUCCCUUGACCGACGUUACGAGCAAGAUAAUCGGUCGCGAGCCGAUUGCGAGUGAAGACGACAGCCGAAAAGCCAGACUGAAUCAAAUCAAGGAGCUGCUCAUAGCGAAGCCAGGCUUUGCAACACGCGCCAGACCGUCGUUUCCAUUGGUCAGGCGUGCCUCUACGGCGGCUUCGGGUCGUCUGGAGACAGUUACAAGGAUUUUGCCGCGUUUGUUGUCCCUGGAAUUGUUUAAUCCGGAGACUGAUGACUUGGACAGCGAUUCCAGCGGUGUCUCAUCGCCAGAGUCAGUCGGUUCUGUAAUCAGCGUUACGUCGGAUGAACGGUACAUCGCGAGGAGAGAGGCUGAAGAGAGGAAGAAUAACGCACAGACAGACGAGAGUCUUUCCAAGUCGAACGGAGAUGAUGUAUCGAAGAGGACGAGAGAAACGGAAAGUAGUAUACGUGACGACGAGUCAUUCAGUAUGGGAACAACAGCGUCACUCGAGGACUCAAACACAUCUCUGGAUCCUCCACACGACGACUCAUCCGCGGAUUUCGAAGAUGACACGCCCCUCGCGGUAACCGAAAUGAUGCGUGACAUUUCUCAAGAUAAUUUAGGAACAGACAUGAUCUGUCCUAUGCAUUCUUCGUCGCGCAUUUUUUUGGAAAACGGAAAGUCCAUCUCCUCACAGUCCAUGAGGCUUCUGGAGGCCGCUGCCAACGUGGCGAGCUCGCUGGAGGAUGCCGUCGAGACGGCGAUUCAACACAAUGUCCAAGUGGAACAAUUCUCGCAAUUUUCGCAGGUUGCACAACGACGGAAUAACGACGAAAUCUGGCCGCAGUCGAGUGUGCGAACGCGAGCGUACUUGAAGCAAGAUUGUAAAUCUGCUUCGGUAGAUUUGGGUGGUUACGCUGACGAAUCGAGCAGCGAUCUUAUACGAGAUAUCAGUCGGUACUGCCAGAACUCGUCGUUCGAUUUUCUCGAAGUCUGCCAGACGUCGAGGACCACGUCGUCGUCAUCAGAUGUCGCGGAAAAUAACUUGGAUGCGCAAUCGGACACCGCAGUGUCCUGCUGGAACGAAUGCAAUCAGAUACCCAAGGAAACUUCAUGGAUCGUAAACAAAGCAUACGACGGGAGUGGACGCGACAAGAUGGCUAAUAUGGUUCAGUCUAAGUCGACCCCCAAAUCUUCCAGAUCUCUUUGCGAGGAUACUCUUUUCGAGUCCGAAAUUGACUAUAAAUUUCCAUGCAAUUCCAAGUACGAAGUUGAGCCCAAGCUCGAAGCUGAGCCCAAAACUGCAUUCAUAUCCAAAUACGACGAAAUGUUUAGGGUCAAUCACGAAUCCGAAGAGAAAUUGAAAACUAAAGUCGAGCUUGUAUCCAGAUUCAAUCCCGAGUUCAAUAGUAAUCUCACAAGUAGUGACACCAAAAAAUCGUUUAUCAAUGCUGAAAGCACGCUCAGUCUCCAAUUGGGAGCAGGACCUAAACCUAACGUUAAUCAGGAGCAUUGUCGCUCCGCCAACACUUCGUCGUUGCUGCGCAGCAAUUCGGAUGACACGUUGGAUUUUGUAAUGGUAUCGAAGACGGGCGAGUUCGAGGAGACAGUGGAAAACUCGAAGGUGACUGGGAAAUGGCGCUCUACUCAAAGCGGAUUGUCGAUGGACUCGAACGACGUGGGCGAUUCUCUGCUAGAGAAUACAGCGACGAGCCUGAGCGAUGGCAGCCAAGCAGAGUCGACAGCGAGACUGUUCACCGGUAGCACGGUGUCAUUAGUAUCGAAUCCAAAUGUAGAGAGCACCCGUCGGAGUUCGGUGGAGCGACGAAGACUGCAAGAACGCGGCCGUUCGUUGGACGAGAUGUCGAGCGAGACGAAGAGGCGAGACGCCGCGAGCUGCCGAGUCACCGCAAGCACUAACACCCUGAGCAACGCCUCAUCUCAGGAAUCGUUACCCUCCGACCGUGGCGGCGGUUCCAUUACCUAUCACCAAUAUUAUCACGUCUUUCGGGAAGGCGAGCUGGAUCAGCUGAUCAACAAAUACGUCGAGAACCUGCAUAUCAUUUCAUCGUAUUACGAUCACGCCAGCUGGUGCGUCGUCGCGGAGAAAGUUCAGGUCUGGACUAUAUGACUUCGGAUACGGAUCAUCGUGUGAAGGACCAGCGGCUGCCGCGACCAGUUCUCCGCCACUCAUUUUCGCCAAGUUGUACCGGGUGUCUCGAUAGGAGAUGUCAGCCAGAAGGGAUCAACUAGGUUUCAACUUUAUGAAAAUUCGCAUCUACUUAGUUUCACUUUUCAGUCGAGAAUAGUUUCCAGUCUAAUUUAAGAGAACGAAUCACAAAUUUGAGAAACUGGGAAGAUACAAUUCCUAAAUCCUUUAAUUUUUAAUGUUCAACACGGUUCGCACCAUUUAGGAUUUGGAUUAGGAAACGACGCGUUGGAAAGAACUCUUACUUUCGAGAUAAAAGUACUGAUCCCUCAUUUUUGGGGCACACAGUACAUUCCGGUGGAUGGGAUUAGUUGCGAAUAAAGCACGAGAAAUCUCGGUGCGAGGCUUACGACUUUAAAUCCAUAGAUCUAAGAGUGCAAGGAUCUCAAAUUUUAGGGGUCCAAGAAUCCAAGGAUUUAAAGGCUCAAAGAUUUCAUAAUAAUCCAAGUUAACGUGAGUUUAAUCACGAGUUGACUUUCUAACGGUCCGUUCUCAAAAACUCUGCGACGACCUAUAUCGCUAUUGAAAUAUCGCUUUGCGCUCGUUGAACAUUCCUUUCACGUUUGUCUCAUCACAAGAUUUCUCUGUCCGUGAUGUCACUGAAGUGAUGUGUGAUGCAGGAAUAUAACGUUAAAGUAACAAGAAAGAUUAAUGAUGUUAACGAACCAACAUAAUUAAAUUGAUAUAUCAUAAAAUAUUCAACAAUAAAAUAAGGAGACUUUAAAAGAACGGUUAUCGAUUCUUUUAGUUAGUUUCUACUUCUGAUUAUUAUAAUAAUUUUUCAUGUUCACGAUUCGUUUGGCUAUAGCUUCACUUCAGGGACGUUUAGGACUGUUCAUUUCAUUUAUCGGACUCGCACAUCUCGGAACAACGAUUGCAGAAAGCACGAUUCUUCGAGGGCACACCAAAGUAGAAGAGGGAGAAAAGGUGUUAUUUGCUCGAAAGGUGCUCGACUUCCUCGAAGAGUGGUGCGAUCUGAAUGUACUUGCGUUAAGCAUAAAAGUUCAGAAAAAUUCAGAAACGGCAAUUGGCUCUCAACUGUGGAGCAUAUUUUCUAGCUUCUCGAGGAACCGACAAUAUCCGAACGCUUGAACGUAGAUAUACCUCAAUAAUGCGAACGUUCCACUUCCAGAAAAUGUAUACAUGCGUACUAUACAUGCAUACGUUUUACACACACACGUCUGUCUGCGUAUAUACACGUACUAGGGUGUCCUUUAUUUGUAGAAAAUUCUCGCGCUGUGAUAAGAAAAUCGCAUUGGCGAAUUAAUUUAUCGGCAACAAAAUUAGAUCAGUGAGAGGUAACAUUUUAAAUUUGUAAAGGAAAAUGUGUCAGAAGUGAGAUAUUUGCAAUAAUAGGACAUAAGCAAUUAAGGGAUAUCCUAAUGCACAUACUCCUGUCUACACACACACAUACACACACAUGCAUACACACAAAACAUACGGCAUACGUACGUGAUACAUAUAUAUUAGGAUAUAAGAAUUCAAAGAUCCAAUGAUCUGAAGAUUGAAUGCUUAUAUCCUUGGAUUCUUCGCCCUAAGUUCUUCGAUUCCUCAGACCGUUAUUGAAAUCUUACGUUAUAGAACACUCUUAUUACACUGACCUCCUUUGUUCCCGUGAAUGCUCACUUCUUUUGAAAUCCUUAGUUUCCUUGUGAUCGAAAGUCCUAAAGUCUCCCUUAGAUUUGCAAUCUUUUUAAGCCUGAAAUACACAAAAAAUAUUCUAUAGCCCGUUUAUUAUAUUUGACAAUUUUUUAAUUCAUAUAGUAAGGCAUUCGACUGAAGAUCCAAGGAUCCAAGCAUCCGUUUACGGUACCGUAUACUCACACGUCGCAUAGAGCAGGGCAUAAAUGUAAUCUAAGCUUCGUUAUUUUUAUGAUCUCAAUUAAUUAUCGUAGUCGAGAAUGAAAUUUUUAUCGCGACCCUUUAACCGGUGAACCGAGUGCUAGAAACAGAUAUCUGCAAUGAAAUUGCCGAACGAAUUCCACGAUAUCAUAGGAUAAAUUCUCGUAAGAUUAUAUAUCGAAAGAGUGAUAAUAGAUGUUCGUAUCAGGUCGCAAAAGUUAAUGCAAUAUAUUAAGGAUUUCUUUUAGGACGAGGCGGGUUACUUGUCUUUUGUAGUUUUCGAUGUACAAUAUGUGGCAGCCGCGUAUUAAAGAAAAAGAAAAUAUAUGGAUAAGUCAGCUUGGGGUUACUGGUUAAAGGGUGCAGAUUCGAUCGGGAGGAACGAGCUAAUGUUCCGUUUCCGGAGGACCGUUCGAUUAGCCAGCCGCAUUUAACAAGUAGUCAACAAUGUUGUUUUUUUAAUUUAUGAAAUAAUUUUCGUAUCUGUUUCGAAGGAAGAAACGCGUAUCAGAAACGUGCGUGCGUGCGUGUGUGCAAAAGAGUAAUGUAUGCGUGGAAAAGAGAGAGAAAGAGCGCUCGAGAAAGAGAGAGAGAGAGAGAGAGAGAGAAAGAGAGAGAGAGAGGGUAGACCAAAAAUCUCGAGAGAGAAACCGGUGUAAAUAUGUAAAAUAAAGUGUUCCUGACGUAAA